Messenger RNA from Funneliformis geosporum, 1140 nucleotides. The record is from the annotation of a GenBank genome assembly. Lineage: Eukaryota; Fungi; Glomeromycota; Glomeromycetes; Glomerales; Glomeraceae.
AUGAGUGAAACAAACGAAAAAGAAAAAUCAAAAUCUAACAAUCCAGCUUUGUUCAAUGUUGAAUCUUUUAAUAAAGCGGUUGCUUCUCGUGAUGAAAUAAUUGUUGCUCACGAAAAUACCAUUUCGACUUUAGAAGAACAAAUCGGUAAACAACAAACCACUAUUUCCGAUUUAAUGAAAAAAACUAAAUCUGAAGAAAGUGCUCGAAUUGCAGCCGAAAGUGAAUUAGCACAAAAAAAAGAAUUAAAAGUUGAACAUAAAGGAAAUUACUUUAAAACUGAAGAAGAAAAAUUUGCUGAUUCUUUUUCAAAGGAGGGGAAACUGUUUUCUAUGAGUAUGAAAACAACUCCGGUUUCCCCCGAUUGUUUUCUGCUCUUAAAAAAUAUGAGCAAUUUAGAAAACAACCUACCCAAUUUAGAAAAUGAAUUUUUAAAGGGAUUACGCAAUCGAACAGUAAUCGGCAAAAUCCAAAAUCAAGUAAUCAAAGAUAGCAAAAUUUUACCACAUGUUGAAGUUUUGACUAACCCCGGAGAUGCUGUGACGCAUAAGGCUGAAAUUACUGACGAAGAUAAAUUAAUUUUCUACACUGUUUUCAGCGAACCAAUUGAAAAAAUUGCAGUAGGAGACAAAGCUUCCGAAACUGUGGCCAAACAAGCCAAGCAAGUUGCUUAUGACAUUGCCGAUUUCUACGAUGAAGAGUUUGUCCAAAACUUCGCUUGUGAUUUAAGUCGGUAUCACGAAAAUGCAAUAGUUAAGUUGAAUGCUAAUCAGUUACAAAAUAUACAAUUGGUUGGAGAAAUUGCAAUCACAACUGGAUAUCAAAUGGUUUCCCCAUCAACAUCUUUCAACAAACGUGGCGAAAGAUGCAAUGUUCGAAAUACUAAGGAAAUUCUUUGUUUUGUUGAUAAUUCACUUUACGGCAAAGGACAAGUGGCCUCAAUCUAUCAGUCUCCUAGUCCAACUUUGGAGGCAUUAGAAAGAAUUUUCACAGUAAUUCCAUGUAAUAUGGUUGUUUACGAUGAAACAGUCAAAACUUCUUCACUAACUGGAGGUCUUGGAGGAACAAAAAAUAUUCUAACUGAUUAUUCCGACUUAAGCGAUAAAACUGAUAAAAUGACUGAGAAACAAGCCAAAGAAUGA